UAUAGCGUCACGUGCCAUCAUGUAUUCUAUUAGGAAUUUUCAGCUUUUUGAACUUUUAUGACACCUCAGCGAGUGCGUUAUAUAUAACCUGGUAAUCUGUUCUUCAUAUCAUAUAUUACUUUAUCUCUGUUUCUGUAUUAAGAUAUUUACAUUUUCUCUAUCUAUUUUUCUUUCCCAUUCUACUUAGUAUAACUAUAACUAUAACUACAAUUACCAAUCAUUUCAAAAAUGGCCGAUGGUUUUGGAAAGCUUACUGAAGCUCCAGUUGAUUUUGUGAAAGAAGGAAUAGUUUUCGUCAAGAAAUGUACAAAACCUGAUAAGAAAGAAUACUUGAAAAUUAUACAAGCUGUUGGUAUUGGUUUUAUCAUGAUGGGUGUUGUAGGUUAUGGUGUCAAAUUAAUUCAUAUUCCAAUUCGUGCUUUAAUUGUCUAAUCCUAAAUUAAGAUUUUUUAAUUAUCAAUAUUAGCAACAUUACCAAAAUUAUUAAUAAUUUCAAGUUUCAAUUAUGGAAAAUCGUAAAAUCAUCAAUAAUCUUUUUUUAUUUCAUUUAUUUUUAUUUUUGUCUUAUCCUUAUUUUAUCCUUAUUUAUAUGGGUUUAUUUUUUUUUUUUU
Ascoidea rubescens DSM 1968 is the source of this 611-nucleotide messenger RNA. It is a transcript of the gene SSS1, whose product is annotated as translocon subunit SSS1. Gene Ontology annotation, biological process: post-translational protein targeting to membrane, translocation; protein targeting. Bases 229 to 432 code for a protein of 67 amino acids. The record is from RefSeq and is a predicted model, not a curated record. Gene Ontology annotation, molecular function: transmembrane protein transporter activity. Gene Ontology annotation, cellular component: Ssh1 translocon complex; membrane. NCBI's taxonomy places the organism in Eukaryota, Fungi, Ascomycota, Saccharomycetes, Ascoideales, Ascoideaceae. The transcript has a single exon.